Oryza sativa Japonica Group (Japanese rice) is the source of this 1482-nucleotide messenger RNA. RefSeq names its product protein PLASTID MOVEMENT IMPAIRED 1. NCBI's taxonomy places the organism in Eukaryota, Viridiplantae, Streptophyta, Magnoliopsida, Poales, Poaceae. The record is from RefSeq and is a predicted model, not a curated record.
AAACACCUUUGGAGUUUGGGGUUCGAAUUCAAACUCCAAAAUCGCGCCUCCGAUGAUCCGAUCCGGCCUCCCCACGCAUAGAUCGCAACUAACCUCACUAGCUAGCCGCGGCGCGGCGCCUAUACAAGAUAAACAAACGCGUCAAAUUGCACGGCGCCGGCGAGCGAGCGGGUCGGAGACCGCACCGCCGCCACACCGAUCGAUCGGCAAGAUUGGCAUGCCCGGCGGCCACAACAAGCAGCCGGCGCCGCCCGUGGCGACCACCGGCUGCUCCGCCCUCGCGUCCUGCCUCUCCUUCCACCGCCGCGCGCCGCGGCCGCCGCCUGCGCGCGCCAACGUCGUCGAUGGCGCGACGGCGGCGACCACUAGAGCAUCCGCGGAGCAGUACCGGCGGAGGGUGCAGUUCCUGGAGGAGGAGAUCAGGAGGCUCGGCAGUAGGCUCGCCGAGCACGGCAGGAGCGCCAAUGGCGGCGCCAUGGCCACCAGAGAUCGGGUGAGCAGCGCCUGCAGCGGCAUCGGCGCCACGGCGGCCAACAAGCGCGUCACCGUCGGUGGCCACGGCGGCGUGCGGGAAAUGGUGAGGCUGGAAGGCGGUGGCUACCUGCACGAGAUCAAACGGGUGGUGGGCAUGCCCUGGGAGCGGCUGGCGCUGCAGGUGUCGCAGCCCGUCGUCGCCGAGAACGCCGCCACCGCGUCGGAGGUUCUUGACAAGAUGACAGAGACGAGCGCAGAGAACCUGUGCAAGUUACUGUCAAAGAUGAUGCCGAUCAAGGACAUCGCCGGCCGGAAGAAUCCCGGCAAAGUCAUCCGCCGCUCGGCGAGGCUCAGCUCCGGCGACGACUUCUUGGAGGCUCUCCUCUUCAUGGAAAUGGACAAGAUGGAAGGACUGGUCCAACAAGGCCUAAAGAUUCGCAUGGCCUCGACGGCUGACUCUGCCUCGUCCACGGCUGCCGGCGACGACGACGGCGACCGGAGGCACCAGGCGACGAAGGAUUCCAUGGUCUCUGUGGUCCUGAUUCAGGUGAGGGAUCCCGAGCAAGGGUACGCCGCCAUUGGUGACCCCAUGAUCGGGGUCAUGGAGGCAUCCCUGGAGAAGAAGGAUGGCAGGGUGAAGCUGGAGAUGCAGGGGAUGCACGUCGCAGGGAUCCUCUUCGGUGCAAGCAGCAAGGGAAGGAGUAAUGGCAGAGCCAUGAUGUGGAGUGCUUGCUUGGGACAGUGCAAGGGGUCUCACAAUGGCCGCCGCGGCGGCGGUGGCGGCGCCGGCGCCGGUGAUGUCUGCCGGUGCGGCUUUGUUCGGAACACAAAUCGUGUUUUCCGACGGUAGAGAUUGGCAUUCUUGGUAUGUCUAGUAAAGUAAAGCUCAAUCAGCAUUGUCCUGUUCUUAGCACGGGAGCAGAAGAGACAGAUAAUAACAAUCUAUAAUAAAUUUUGUGAUAGGUAUUUAUAAUGUACUAAUAAAGUUUGUGGACGUUUCUUCCAUUA